AGCAUCUACAACAUCCCUUCUCAAGCCCUCAAGCUUCCAAACAAUCCUACCAAACAUUCAACUUUUGAUAAAAUCAACCACGUUCCUCAGCAUCUAAAAUGAAGACAGCCACUGCUCUCUCCGCUCUCACUAUGGCCGUCGCUGCCAUUGCUGCUCCCUCUGAUAUUGAGGCUCGUGGUGGCAGCAGCUCGUGCAACACCAGAACCCACAAGCAGCUCUGCUGUAAUGGUCUUCUCGCUUGUGCUGUCCAGGUCAUCGGCAGCAACUGCAACAACGAUGCCUACUGCUGCAAGACCAAUGCCCCCGUUGGCGCUCUCAUCAACGUCGCUCUCCUCAACUGUGUCGAUAUUCUCUAAAUGUCACGCCUCAGCGACUUAGUCUAUGGAGAAUUAGUUGGAUCACUAGGGCCCUGUCAAUGUCGCUCUCCUUAACUUUGUCGCGCUCAACCUUUAAAUGCGGAGUAAUGAAUUCGCGAUCUGGUGCUUAUGGGCCUAGAAGGGCUCACAAGCAAUUACGGAAUUGGGAAAUUGAUUCAGAGGAUACUUGAGUUUCACGUUCUUGACUGAGCCUUCCGGGUACUUGAAGGUAGUCACUCCUUUCUAUGGUUUUCUAACUAGGCGAUGGGUCAGGGGUUUUAUUUUGGAAAUAGCUCCCUGAUUCUCCUGUCAAGCAAGCGUAGGCGAGUAAACCUAGUCAGUCGAGUAUGAAAUUCUAAAAAACUUGGAUAA
Messenger RNA from Fusarium redolens, 728 nucleotides. RefSeq lists its product as uncharacterized. Lineage: Eukaryota; Fungi; Ascomycota; Sordariomycetes; Hypocreales; Nectriaceae. The coding region runs from base 99 to 356 and encodes 85 amino acids. The transcript is spliced from 2 exons. The record is from RefSeq and is a predicted model, not a curated record.